Rhineura floridana is the source of this 2016-nucleotide messenger RNA. It is a transcript of the gene TSPAN3, whose product is annotated as tetraspanin 3. Gene Ontology annotation, cellular component: membrane. The record is from RefSeq and is a predicted model, not a curated record. Bases 490 to 1251 code for a protein of 253 amino acids. NCBI's taxonomy places the organism in Eukaryota, Metazoa, Chordata, Lepidosauria, Squamata, Rhineuridae. Gene Ontology annotation, biological process: protein localization to plasma membrane; regulation of vascular endothelial growth factor signaling pathway; protein maturation. The transcript has 7 exons.
AAACCCGCCAGCAUCUCAGUCACUAACUCGCCGUUAGCUCCUUCCCACCUCGAGCCAAAUCAGCGCUGUCACGUGUGAAGGAGACGACAGCCGCAGUCUUUGGAGUCCGCCCACACACGCGCAUACCUUUCUAAACAGAGGAGCCCCGCGCCUGCGCUGCGCUUUCCCCUGCUCGACAAAUCCGGCCGGUCGCCAUCUUAGAGCCCCCUCCCGCCUCUCUCGCUCUCUGUUUUUCGCCUCCUACGUCACAAGACGCGGCCGCCGGCGCCGCCGGCAGCCAUCUUAAGUCCCUUCAAGCCAUCUCUCCUUUUCCCUCCCCCUCCCAUCGCCGCUCGGCCUCACAAAGGGGGAGGAGUCACGCAGUAUAGGCCAGCUGGCUUGGCGGCGGCUGUGGCUGAGGGAGCCUGAGCCAGGCGAGGGAGAGAGCGCCGGCGCCAGAAGCAGUAACAACACGACGACGAGGGUAUCUCGGUGACGGCGGCGGAGGCCAUGGGACAAUGCGGAAUCACCUCCUCCAAGACCGUCCUCGUUUUUCUCAACCUCAUUUUCUGGGCAGCAGCAGGUAUCUUAUGCUAUGUGGGAGCCUAUGUCUUCAUCACGUAUGAUGACUAUGAUCACUUCUUUGAAGAUGUUUAUACACUCAUCCCUGCAGUGGUUAUCAUAGCAGUAGGGACACUUCUCUUUAUCAUUGGUCUGAUUGGCUGUUGUGCCACAAUCCGGGAAAGCCGCUGUGGACUUGCUACAUUUGUUAUCAUCCUCUUGUUGGUUUUUAUCACUGAAGUUGUGGUGGUUGUUCUAGGUUAUAUCUACAGAGCAAAGGUGGAGGCUGAAGUCAAUCACAGUAUUAAGAAAGUAUAUGACGCCUAUAAUGGGACUAACCCGGAUGCUGCAAGCCGGGCGAUUGAUUAUGUGCAGAGGCAGCUGUGCUGCUGUGGGAUCCACAACUACAGUGACUGGGAGACAACAAACUGGUUCAAGGAAACAAAAAACAACAGUGUCCCCCUCAGCUGCUGUAAAGCCACCAUCAGCAAUUGUACAGGAAGCUUGACUCGUCCCACAGACCUUUAUGCUGAGGGAUGUGAGGCUUUGGUUGUAAAGAAACUACAAGAAAUCAUGAUGUAUGUUAUCUGGGCAGCACUGGCAUUUGCUGCCAUUCAGCUGUUGGGCAUGCUGUGUGCCUGCAUUGUGCUCUGCAGGAGGAGUCGGGAUCCUGCUUAUGAGUUGCUCAUCACAGGAGGAACCUACGCAUAGAAGAAGCUGCAAACCUAAGCUUGAACUCCAUUUUUCCCCCUCCAGAAGGUGGCUUGGCUGGGUCAGCUGCAGCAGUUACCUUGCUGACAUCAAUUUGCUGAAAGUGCACCUUCCAUAAACUGGGACAGCUAGCACAUACACUGGUGAUGGACAAAAGGGUUGGUACUUCCAUAUUACUGUGAUCCCCCCCAACUAUUUUAGCCAAUUUUCCACAUAUGACAGUAACCAAGUAAAUACUAUUUUUGAAACCAUUUAUUAAGGGGAGAAAAUAGCUUGGCAUGAAAGUUAAACUGGGUAAGUUACUGUUAGAUGUUGUACUGAUUUGAUUCUUUCAUGUGGAGUCCUGAUCUUCACUGGGUGAAAUAAUUGGCCAAAGUUGGAUGAGGGAAGUUUAUUACCUUAAUUCUGCAACACCAGUUUCUUUUUUGGCUGCUUGUCUGUCACCAGUGUGUGUUGAGCAUUAAGUCCAGGACACUACAAAAUGACUACUAACCAAAAUUUUAGAAUCAAACGAGUGCAUCCCUUGACUUUAAAUUCAAAUGAACAAAUCUUCCAAGCAUUUAGUGUAACACUAAAAUACAUGCUGGCUUUUCAGGAGUAUAAUGUAUGCACUACUGUUCUAUAAUGAAUAUUUCAGUUUUUUUCUAUGAAGAGGCUGUUUAUGUGUUGAGUGAAUUGUUAUCAUAGAGUAGCAAAAUGUGAAAGUGAAAUGUAAAUAGGAAACUUGAUUAAAUAAAUAAUCUGUGCAUCUCUCUUCAAACUGAA